CCCUUCAGCUGCUUUGUCCGUCUCUCCGCUCACCAUCACAGUUCCAGUACUACCUGCCGCGUUCUGUAGCCCUGGCCGAUGGGGUACUCUGCGGCAGCUGGCUGUGCAGAAUUUAGCUGUUGUUUUCCCAGGUCACUGCAGUGACGGUGAUCUUCAGUGUUUGCGGGCGGUGUUUGGUGCGCUGAGGCGGUGAGGGACCGGCCUGCAGGGUGCUCCAUCCACUGCCCACUCUAUGCCAGCAGGGAAGGGCCAGGAUCCGCUCCUCAGCCAGAGCUCCUGUUUACUCUGCCUGUUUGCACAGCGACUCUGCUCCACAUGAUCUGUGUCUGGAUUGUACUGUGGCCCAAGCAACUGAUGACGUGUGUGCAAAGGUUGUGAUCAGAAGCGCGGGGCUGGAUCGGAGAAGGCAGCUGCCAUGGAGGCGCAGGCCCAAGGAGGUGAGAGAGCGCGGCUGGCCAUGGAGGGGGCGCUAACAGCACGGGACCGCGUGGGAGUGCAGGACUUUGUGCUGUUGGAGAGCUUCACCAGUGAGGCGUCCUUCAUCGAGAACCUGCGCAAACGCUUCAGGGAGAGCCUAAUCUAUACUUACAUCGGCUCGGUGCUGGUGUCGGUGAACCCGUACCGGGAUCUGGAGAUUUACAGCCGGCAGCACAUGGAACGCUACCGAGGCAUCAACUUCUACGAGGUGUCUCCUCACAUCUACGCCAUCUCUGAUAACUCGUACCGUUCGAUGCGCUCGGAGGGCAAGGACCAGUGCAUCCUGAUCUCCGGGGAGAGCGGAGCUGGGAAAACAGAAGCCUCCAAGAAGAUCCUGCAGUACUACGCAGUCACCUGUCCCAGCAGCACCCGGGUGGAGUCCGUGCGUGACCGGCUGCUCCAGUCCAACCCCGUGCUCGAGGCUUUCGGAAACGCGAAAACUCUCCGUAACGACAACUCCAGCCGGUUCGGCAAGUACAUGGACGUCCAGUUUGACUUCAGGGGAGCUCCGGUAGGGGGUCACAUCCUGAACUACCUGCUGGAGAAGUCUCGGGUUGUUCACCAGAACCACGGCGAGAGGAACUUCCACAUCUUCUACCAGGUGCUGGAGGGAGGUGACAACGAGCUGCUGCAGAGGCUGGGCUUGGAGCGUAACGCACAGAGCUACCAGUAUCUUGUCAAGGGUCACUGUGCGAAAGUGAGCUCCAUCAACGACAAGAACGAGUGGAAGACCGUGCACCGGGCCCUGUCUGUCAUCGACUUCAGCAGCAGCGACAUCGAGGAGUUGCUGAGUGUGGUGGCCAGCGUGCUACACCUGGGCAACCUGCAGUGCCUGGCAGACGAAGAUGGCAACGCAACAGUGAACGGCGAGAACCAGUUCCGCUUGUUGUCCCGGCUGCUGGGGGUGCCCGGACCAACCCUGAAAGAGGCCCUGAUCCACCGCAAGAUCACCGCGAAGGGAGAGGAGCUGAUCAGCCCCCUGAACGUUGAGCAGGCAGCGUACGCGCGCGAUGCUCUGGCCAAGGCCAUCUACGGGCGCACCUUCUCCUGGCUGGUGAACAAGAUCAACGAGUCGCUUCAUCACAAGGACUCCACUUACUCCGAGAACUACCGACCCAACAUCAUCGGACUGCUGGAUAUUUACGGGUUUGAGGUGUUCCAGAACAACAGCUUCGAGCAGUUCUGCAUCAAUUAUUGCAACGAGAAACUGCAGCAACUGUUCAUCGAGCUGACGCUGAAAUCCGAGCAGGAGGAGUACGAGUCGGAGGGAAUCGCGGUAAGGGUGGACUAACGUGCGUCAGUGGCACUGCCCCC
Molecule: messenger RNA, 1791 nt
Organism: Amblyraja radiata (thorny skate)
Lineage: Eukaryota; Metazoa; Chordata; Chondrichthyes; Rajiformes; Rajidae
Product: unconventional myosin-Ic-like
Exons: 12
Coding region: 416-1768 (450 amino acids)
Biological process (GO): endocytosis; actin filament-based movement; actin filament organization
Cellular component (GO): plasma membrane; myosin complex; microvillus
Molecular function (GO): ATP binding; microfilament motor activity; actin filament binding
Source: RefSeq, a predicted model, not a curated record